Bacidia gigantensis is the source of this 2712-nucleotide messenger RNA. RefSeq lists its product as uncharacterized. The transcript is spliced from 3 exons. The record is from RefSeq and is a predicted model, not a curated record. NCBI's taxonomy places the organism in Eukaryota, Fungi, Ascomycota, Lecanoromycetes, Lecanorales, Ramalinaceae. The coding region runs from base 1 to 2712 and encodes 903 amino acids.
AUGGCUGAUGCUGAUACAAAGCUGUUGAGCGUUGAGGAUUCGGACAAAGACGGGGAUACUUUCGAAGACGCCCCAGAUAUGCAUUCUCGCUCCCAUUCUCAGCAAUCUCACCUUUCAAGUACCUCUAUCCCUCCGUCGGUAAAAGAGGGGGAACCCUCUUCCGCUACCUCAACCCCUAGGUCCUCAAGAGUUUUAAACAUAAAUAGUAAUGACAUGAAUGGGAGCGUAGACAAUACUUCCUCCCAAGAGGUGCCCGAGUCAAAAGAAGGUCAUAUACCUGCCAAGUCGCCUUUACUGACAGCUCAUUCCGCCUCAAAUUCUGAAGCGCACAAAUUGCAUGUCGGAGGAGAUGCAACGGACGAUCAAGCAGGAAAUCCGUCCACAACAGCCGGGGAUACACCUCAAAAGCCAAAUUCUCCAACAAAGCUGCCGUCAAGGAUGAAGGGACUUUCCGGGAGCAUUCCAUCUGUCCCUUGGGGGCCACCGCCGUCUACUAAGCCGCACGAGGCGAAACCCUCGGUCACCCCAAAUGCAAAAAAGUCUGGCAUAGGUUUCUCGUGGUUCAGCAGAAAGCCGUCCGCCAAUAUAGAUACGAGCACAAUCUCCCAAGGAAAACCCACAAAUUUGAGAGAGCGGCGAAAUACUGCAGCGUCCGUGAAUUCUCUCGCCUCGAAUCCUGAACUUAUGCUGAAUAAAUUGGAUGAAGCGAACGACUCCGACGGAUCUGAUCCAAAGAAGAAACAAGGAGAUAGUCUGAGAGAUCGCUUCAAGCUGCUGCGGAUGAGAGAAGAGGCCGGGAUUCAGACGCUUGAGGGGCAAGCAACAGAUGCGUCGAACGAGAGCGGUGGAGUCCUUGCUGGACUCAUCGGUCGAAGUACGAGCCUUGGUGUAGGGGUUGGAAGCCCGACUAGCGUUGCGGACGAAGCAGAUUCGGAGCCUCCACCUGCUACUAGUCCGAUAACCUCGCCAGCAGUCAGAUCGCCUGGAGUCGGUCCUGCUCCAUCAGAUCCGAAUUUAGCUCCUGGGACUGCAGCAGGCAUGACAGCAGGGCCAUCUGCAAUGACUGAUCCCGCGGCACCAGUCGACUGGGACUUGUGGCAAGCUGUAGUCUACGAAGGCCCAGCAGCAGUAGCAAGGACUAGCGCGGAAGAGCUAAACAGAGCGAUAGCCACAGGUAUUCCCAGUGCCAUAAGGGGCGUCGUCUGGCAAGUUCUUGCUCAGAGUAAGAAUGAAGAGCUGGAAGGUGUAUAUAAGGAGCUAGUUGUCCGAGGUACAGAUAAAGACCAUGAUUUGACAGCAAGUCUACAGGGCCAUGCACCGUCACAAAGUCUUGCAAAUAGUAAUCUUAAGGAAUAUAAAUCUGUCACUUCAUCGGCUUCGUCAAUGCACUCGGAUCAUUCGACUCCAGCAACCUCAGCAACUAACGGCCUACACUCACCCACGUCAUCACAAGAGAAAGAAGGUGAAAACACAGCCAAAUUACAAGCAGCAAUGAUCGUCGAGAGAAAAAAGAAGGCACAAGAAGACAAAAGCGCAAUCCACAAGCUCGAAAAGGUCAUAAAAAGAGAUUUGGGGGCGCGAACGAGCUAUUCCAAGUACGCUGCAGCUGCAGGUCUACAAGACGGUUUAUUCGGGCUGUGCAAAGCAUACGCUCUUUUCGAUGAAGGUGUCGGCUACGCGCAGGGAAUGAAUUUCCUGGUCAUGCCCCUUCUAUUCAGCGUUCCUGAAGAGGAAGCGUUUUGUCUUCUAGUACGGCUGAUGAAUCACUAUCAUCUUCGAGAAAUGUUCAUAAAAGACAUGCCGGGCCUCCAUCUCCAUCUUUAUCAGUUCGAAAGGUUACUCGAGGACCUUGAACCUGCCCUUUAUUGCCACCUUCACCGAAAGGGGGUCCAGCCACGACUUUACGCCACACAGUGGUUUCUCACCCUGUUUGCAUACCGAUUUCCGCUCCAAUUGGUUCUCAGGAUAUACGACUUAAUCCUGAGUGAAGGGCUUGAGGGUGCAAUUCUCAAAUUUGGGAUAGUCCUUAUGCAAAAGAAUGCAGAGACGCUUCUCGACAUGAACGACAUGGCCCAGCUAACCAAUUUUCUCAAGGAUAAACUAUUCGACGUCUACAUCGAUCAAGCCCCAACAAGCAGCUCCAUUCUCGAAUCGGGCUUCUUCGGUACUUCAGGCGACAAGGAAAUAUACCGAGCAGAUACAUUGGUGCAGGACGCGUGUGCGGUGAAGAUCACACCUGAGAUGCUCAAGUCGUACACGGCCGAAUGGGAGGAAAAACAGCGCAUUGAGAAGGAGCAAGAAGCAGAGCUCGAAGGUCUCCGUACUGCUAACGCAACUCUGACAAACAAGGUUCGUAAUCUGGAGGAACGAGCAGAAAAAUCCGACACCGAGCACGUCCAGAUGGCUUCGCAGCUCGUGCGCACCAAAGUCGAGAACCAAGAACUUAGCGAUAACGUCGAAAGUCUCAAGGGCCAAACGGAGGAGCUCAGAGUAUUGGUGGACAAGCAGACCGAAGAAGUUGAACAGAGACUCAAGGGCGAGAUGGAAACAAGCAUGCAGCGAAAUUUGGAAGUACAGAACGAAAACCGUGGAUUGGAGGAACACAUGGCUGAAAUGGAGAAGGUUUUGGUGGAGACGAAGAUGCAGUUUGCGGAGGUAUGUGAUCUUUUACGUCAGGGGCAGAGCUUUCCAGCAUUUGCACCUGAUGAGUGA